This is a messenger RNA of Canis lupus familiaris (dog), 5870 nucleotides long. It is a transcript of the gene XPA, whose product is annotated as XPA, DNA damage recognition and repair factor. Gene Ontology annotation, cellular component: nucleotide-excision repair factor 1 complex. Gene Ontology annotation, biological process: base-excision repair; nucleotide-excision repair, DNA damage recognition; UV-damage excision repair. Gene Ontology annotation, molecular function: damaged DNA binding. NCBI's taxonomy places the organism in Eukaryota, Metazoa, Chordata, Mammalia, Carnivora, Canidae. The record is from RefSeq and is a predicted model, not a curated record. The coding region runs from base 1 to 822 and encodes 273 amino acids. The transcript is spliced from 6 exons.
AUGGCGGCCGCCGGGGGACCCUCGCCGGAGCCGGCGGCUUCGGAACCGCCGGCAGAGCUGCCUGCCUCGGUGCGGGCGAGCAUCGAGCGGAAGAGGCAGCGGGCGCUGAUGCUGCGCCAGGCCCGGCUGGCGGCCCGGCCCUACCCGGCGACGGCGGCUGCGGCUCCCGGAGGUAUGGCUAAUGUAAAAGCAGCCCCGAAAAUCAUUGACACAGGAGGAGGCUUCAUUCUGGAAGAAGAAGAAGAAGAAGAACAUAAAAUUGGAAAAGUUAUCCAUCAACCAGGACCUGUUAUGGAAUUUGAUUAUGCCAUAUGUGAAGAAUGUGGUAAAGAAUUUAUGGAUUCUUACCUUAUGAGUCACUUUGAUCUGGCAACUUGUGAUAACUGCAGAGAUGCUGAUGAUAAACACAAGCUCAUAACUAAAACAGAAGCCAAACAAGAAUAUCUUCUGAAAGACUGUGAUUUAGAGAAAAGAGAACCACCGCUGAAAUUUAUUGUUAAGAAGAAUCCUCAUCAUUCACAAUGGGGUGAUAUGAAACUCUACCUAAAAUUACAGAUUGUGAAGAGAUCUCUUGAAGUGUGGGGUAGUCAGGAAGCAUUAGAAGAAGCAAAGGAAGCUCGACAGGAAAACCGAGAGAAAAUGAAACAGAAGAAAUUUGAUAAGAAAGUAAAAGAAUUACGGCGAGCAGUAAGAAGCAGCCUGUGGAAAAGGGAAACAGUUGCUCAUCAGCAUGAAUAUGGACCAGAAGAAAACCUAGAGGAUGACAUGUAUCGGAAGACAUGUACUGUGUGUGGCCAUGAGUUGACAUAUGAGAAGAUGUGACCGACUAGUUGUCAAGUGUUCACAGAUGAAUGGACCACUCGUGUAAAUAAUGCUUCAGGAAGAAAUUUGUAUGUUAUGGCUUAAGAGCAAUUUUCAGUUACAGUCCAGCAGGUCUGGUUGUGGGCAAAAUACUGGGUCUACCAUAGGGAUGGGAGCUGAGGGGUGGAGUAGGUUCAAAAGUUAGAACUAAAAUUGAGAACUAAGAAGCCAAACCCAACCCUAGACUGGAAUUAGGAGGAAGAGCUUUUAUGAAGGGCAGAAGCAGCUGAAACAUAUUCUUCUCCUAGGAAACAACGCGAAUGGUGGUAGAUACUGGGCCCCAGAGGCUAACGAGUCUUCUAGACUCUGUCUCCACAUGAGGGGGUGGGGAGCCGUUGUUGGCCAUGUCUUGACCAACAGCAGCGAUUGAGUUGUGCAGUCUGAUCAUGUUUUCUGUAUCCUUAUGGUUUACUACCACAGGCCCUAAUGUCUGUGUCUAUAUGGCCCUUUUCGAAUCUGGAUUAAAAUGGAACAACAGCCAUAUUGUCUCCUAUUGAUCAAAAAAGGUACUAAGUUUAUCCUAACUUAACAUUUACAGAGCACUUACUGUGGGCCGGGCAGGUGUGAUGCUAAGUGGCUUACAGAUAUCCUCCUUUAAUCCUGGGAGGGAAGAUAACCUCUGUGUUUACUAAGCAUUUCUAAAGGAAGUGAUAACCUACACCCGACAGACAUUGCCCCAAACAUCUGGAACAGGCUUAGUCAGUUUUGACCUUUUUGUCAAAAGGAUUACAAGGUAGUUAGAAAAAGGAUUACAAGGUAGUUAGAACUAGUAAGAGGAUUUGUGCUUGAUUACAAGGUCUGUGCAUUAUUGUUAUUAUUACAAAACUUGUUCAAGUUAAACUGGGUAUUUUCAAGUUGUUCUUUACCGCUUUUUUUAGUCCUGUUGCUACAAGCAGAAGAAAUAGGUUCAUUUUCCUUUCCAGAUCAAUUCUGGAGAUUAUGCUUGAAGGCAGGCAAGUCCAAACAAGUCCAACUCAAAUAGGCUUGAGACUGUAAUUACUAAUUGUUCUGAGAAUUCAGUAUAGAAAUAUUUACUAUAUUAGCCAGGUUUUUUUUUUUUUUUUUUUUAAAUUAUUGAUUCUGUAAAAAUUGAUUCAGAAUGGGCAGCAAGACCAUCCUGGGACCACAAGAAAGCUUCCAGCUUGAUGACAACAGAGUAAGGAGGGUCUAGGUAGCUGACAACAAUAUUAACUGUGUGGGAGAUAAAGAGCCGUUGAGCCAUAGGACCUAGGUGGUUCACAUUCCACUUUUUAGCUGUGGGCCUUUCUAUCUGCUGGCUGGGCAUAGUCACUCAGGGGGAUGGUUUCUAAGGAUUAAAUAUGGUGAGUCUGUGGCACGUGGCACACAAUAGCAGCUUGUUAAUGAGCACAUAUUCUCAUCAGGACAGUAUAAUUCUAGAUUUGUCUAGUUUCAGGUAUGCUUCUAUUCACUCUUUCAUCAAUUUAAGAUAAUCUCCUAUCCAGAGAACACCAACAGCCCAAUGUGCUCAACCCAGGUUGGCACGUUCCUCAUUUCUCAUUUUCAGGUAUAUUUACAGAUUAGUAAAUUUUACAACAAAACAAACUACUUGCUCUUCCUGGAAACUAGUAAACUUACUUUCAUAUGAACUACUGCCUGAAUUGUUCCUGGAAGGGAGAUUUACAAUCAAGGAAAAACAAAGCAUAUGUUCACUUUGACAAAAGACAUGUUAAAAUGGGAAAAAUAUUAAAUGGCAUUGAUAGAGUAUUUAACAGAAUAUUGAUUUGUUUGCAAGGUACAGUAGUGACCAGCUAUUCUUUUGUCUGUAUGAGCUCUUUAGUGGGGAAAGCAGCUGCUGAAUGUUUUUGCUCCUACACCUUUUUCAAAAUUCAACUUCCAGUUUUUUUUCAUAAACUUAGCUGCCAACUGUACAGAGUAGGGUCACAUCAGUGAAUUCUUGUUGGAAGCAAUACUAUACAUGAGAGGACCCAAGAGAAAAAUCCCUCUAGAAUUCAGAUCAAGCAGGUUUAACUAGCCAAAUUCUGCAGGACACUGGGACAGGACUACAAGAUUACCCAAACCUUAACUAGUUAUCCUUUCGGCAUCUUGAGGACAAGAGCCAUGUCUGAUAACUGUUUGUGGGAUGAAGGAAACCAAAAGAAUAUUUAGACAAGAACUUGGGCUUUAGUCCCUUUUUUGCUAGUACCUUGCCAUAUGCACCCUUAAUUCUGUGAAUAAUAAUUUUUUGUUUUAAAUGGUAUGGUAUUUAAAAAACCUAGGAAUUCUUAUUUCUUGAGUGGACUAUAUUUUAUAGCCACUGUGAUAUAAACCAAAGAGAUUGGAUAACAAUACAAAAAAUGCUAAUGCAUCCUAAAUUUAUGAUAAGCUAACAAUACCUAUGUUGUACAAACGCACAGGAAAACUACUUACCAGUUGUGGGGUUGUUGAAUUUUUCCUAAGGUUUAGUGAGGCCUUAAAAUGUCAGCAACUGGCAAUGUCAGAUAAUCCCUUAUACUUGCAUAUUAUUUUAUGUGCACUCUUAUUAUCUCAGUUAAACUUUAAUGCCACAUAGGAAACAGGCUCAAGAAUUAGUAAUUCUAUUAAAGCAAGUUCUGUAGAAAGAAAAUCCAAACCUACAUAUAAUUUAAAGUUUUAGCCAAUCUAGCUACUUCUAUUUCCACUGUAGCAUGUACUUCACUAGUGGACCUUGGACAAAUCUGUCUCCAAGACUAGAGAUGCCCAGAUGGCUCCAAGGUAACAGUUCCCACACCUGCCUGCACCCUGGAAAUUGUGUGGUUUAAUUUAGAAAAUAACUGUAAAGAUUUUGGGUAGUGCUACUCUGAGUAACAUUUAUUAAUAAGAUACUUUGAAGAGUGGGAGAAUUCCAAGUGAGGGAAGUACACCUUCAAUAAGAAACCACCAACUUUAAAGUAGAUUGAGAUGAUAAAUCAUGAAAUACCAAAGUUUAAAAAACAUUUUGAGUUUUAUUUCAGCCAUGUUAGGUUAUCCAUGAGCUGUGAAAAGCUAUGCUACUUGAUAGUAAACCCACCAGUUCUAUAUACUACUUUAUAAGCUGGACCUCUAGUGUUCACAUACCUCAAAUCACUUAUCUUUUGUGCCUUAAGGAGAAAAUACCAGAAAAGUUGUAUGUGUCACAUAUAUAAUACAUCCUAUGGUCAUCGUCACAUUGUCAGUCGGGAAUUUCUGCUCUGUAGGGGUAAUCAAAGGUGAUCACUGCUAUAUUCUUCACUGUUCCCCCCCACCCCCCUUUAGUAAGUCAAAGGAUGCUACAAGAAAGCAAGCAUUCAAACCAUCAAAAAAUAAGACAAAUUAUUUUGAGAUAUUUUAAAAAAAUCUUGACAGGGGAAUAAAAUGACCCUUAGGCCUGUAGGGCACAGAACUGCUGGAACACAGCCAGGAUAUGAGGGUCUAACUCAGCAGUGAAGAGCAGGUUUUCCAGGGUCACCAUGUACUGCUGGAUUAUUUGGUGAUGCUGUGGACACAAAAAAGGGGAUUUUAGGUUAGGAAAAAGACCAUGUAAGCAAUCUUGCAGAACAUUUUGCUCAGAAGCCUGCCCAUGUUGUUGGAAUGAUGGGAAGGGAUGGGGAAAAAAGUCGUUAUGCUUGAUAGGAAGAGGGAUAUAAAAAUGGGAAGGAUGUCAGUAACUUAGAAAAAACAACUGGUCAGAACUGGAUUUCAACAUAAAUGUAAUUCAUGCUUCAAAGCAGUAGCAGCUUCUAUUACAGACUAGGUUCAGUUGGGUCUCUGCUAGUUAGAACAAAAGACAGUAGGACUUUUUAAAGGUAGCCCAGGCAGGGACUGCUCCAAGAUUAAAAACCCAGGAAAGAGGAUUAAAAACAUGGUUGCUGAAACAUGAGAAAAGAUACUUUGCAAUAAUUUUCCUUUUUUUGCUUUUACUGGUUAGAGCAUCUAAGAUUUUUGUUUUACAAAAAGAUAACAUCACUGGCUAAUUCUCUAGUAAGUAUUCUAUAAACUAAGAAAUCCAAACUUCAUUUUGUCUCUUAAAAAUAGUUCAUCUAUCUCACUGACAAUUCCUGACCCGUUGAGCCUACGUGGGAGGAAAAAUGUUAGAAAAUGAAAAUCUCUUCUAUGCAUGCCUGUACGACUUGCAUAUACUAAGAUCUCUACAGGCUAGACCUAGAGAACAGCAAUUAAGAGUAUGAAUGAUAGAGGACCCAUUUAAGCCUAAAUAUUCUGAUGAGCAAUAGUAGGAGCAAAUGGACAUUAAAAGGGCCUUCCUUACAAGUACUACAAAACCUCCUGACAAAUCCGACCAUUUUUUAAAAGUUUUAAAACUUUUUUUUAAAAGUCCUUGUGGCUGAGAAUAGUGAUGUUUAUUAUCUAAUCAUAAUUUCCCACAAACCUGUAAGAAGAUCUGCUGGAGCCUCUCUAUACAGUUCUUAUACCAUGGGGUUAAUACACUGGUCCCGUCAGUCUCACAUCGUACUAAGUGCUCAGUCAAGAUCAUGAUAAAUCGCUGGAAACGGGGUACAAAGGUAAAGCAGUGUUACAGGGAAAAUUCUUAUGCUUUAAAAAGCAAUCACAUUUUUGAUCAAGAAACCUCAAAGGCACUGCUUAUUCCACUCAGUCUUCAUGAUGUGCAUUGCCAACUUUCCUAAGUCAAUAAAUCCUGUCAGUCUAGAAAGGCAGACUAGGGCUAAUGUCCGUACAUCCUUUUAUAUAAUACACGAACACCUUUAAUAUCUAGAUUACUAUGCCUGUCAUUUUUCUCUGCAACUACUUCUAAGGCCAUAAUUAGAAAUGUAUGUAUAAAAUGUUCAUCAGAAAGGAAAAUGAUCAACAAUUGGGAAUAAUUAAAUAUAAGAGGUAUUUAAAGUAUCCUCAAACAUUCUGUGAAAGCUUGGAGAAAUGCUCACGUAAGAAUGCUAAGUAUAUACCACAGACGCGGGGGGUCCAUGUGGUUACCUGCAAGUAGUGAACUUUUACUUCCUUUGUAAAUUUUUGUAUUUUAAACUUUUAUAAAUGCUCAAGUAUUAUGAUUAAAAAAAAUAACAUUUUUCAAGCCUAAA